AUUGCUCUGCAACCAGGAAGUAGCCUCUCAGAAUUUGGGUGUGAGGCUACAAACGCGAGUAGUAUAGUUUAGUUUUACUAUGCUUUUUAUCAUACAAUAACUUAUAACUACAGCCAGUUUCACUCGAAUGAAUAUUCUUCCAAGUAGAGUAAAGAAAAAAAGUCAAGCUCCCUGCAUGGUGUGUGCACUGACCGCAGAUGGUGCUGGUCGAAAGUGUGCGGAGCUGCCUGCUUCGCCACCGCCGCAACCUGGAGCAGGACAUCGAGCCCUGUUACCUGAUGGAUCACAUGAUCAGUGACGGCGUCCUGACUGGGGAGGAGGAGGAGCGCAUCAGCUCCCUGACGACGAAGGAAGAUCAGGCAGUGGCGCUGCUGGAACUGCUCCUCAAGAAGGACAACAAUGCUUUCAUCUCCUUCUACAAUGCCCUGGUCAAGGAGGCCUAUGAGGAUUUGGCCAGCUUGCUGCACGACUGCAUUCCUGGCGCUUUACCGGAGUCAUUUCAGAGUUAUUCAGCUAGCUAUGUCCAAACAGUGCUCAGUGAAGGUGGGGUGCCUCAGAGGCCAGUGGUCUUUGUCAACCGACCAGAACUGGUCAACGGGAUCCGGGAGAAACUGUACCGUCUCCAAAUGGAAGCGGGCUGGGUGACAGUGUUCGGCAUGGCCGGGUCAGGCAAAUCUGUUCUAGCUGCUGAAGCUGUCCGAGACCACCGUCUCAUUGAAGAGUGUUUCCAAGGAAGCGUCCAAUGGCUAUCCAUCGGCCAGUUGGACAAAGCCGACCUGCUGGUGAAGAUCCAAGCGCUGUGCUUUCGCCUGGAGCAGAGCCUGGACACCCAGUUUCUUCACCGGCCUCCCACCUCUCUGGACGAAGCCAAGGAACGCCUGCGCUUCCUCAUGCUGCGCAGAUACCCAAGAUCUCUGCUGGUUCUGGACGACGUCUGGGACAGCACGGUGCUCAAAUCAUUUGAUAUCAACUGUCGCAUUCUGCUGACCACCAGAAACAGAAGCCUUGCUGAUUCCGUUAGCGGUGUUAAGUACGAAGUAGAGGUUGCUAGUGGUCUGGAUGACAAGAAGGCACUGGAGAUUAUCGCCUUGUACACCGGAAGCACACCUGAGGGACUACCAGAGGAGGCUCCUAGCAUCGUGAGAGAAUGCAAAGGCUCGCCUCUGGUGGUCUCGCUUAUUGGAGCACUGCUCAAAGAGAAACCCAACCGCUGGCGCUACUACUUGCGUCAGCUGCAGCAGAAGCAGUUCAAGCGCAUACGGAAGUCGUCUUCGUACGACUACGACGCGCUGGACCAGGCCAUGUCCGCUAGCAUUGAGGUGCUUCCCGACGAACACCGAGAGCUGUACAGGGACCUCGCUGUGUUCGAGAAGGACGUCAAAAUUCCUGCUAAGGUCUUGUCCGUCCUGUGGGACCUGGAGCCGGAGGAGGUGGAGGACAUUCUAGAGGAGUUUGUCAACAAAUCUCUGCUGUUUGUGGACAGUCACAGCAGACCGUACUUGUACUACCUGCACGACCUCCAGCUGGACUUUCUGGCCGAGCAGAACCACGCCCAACUGGAGAACCUUCACACCAAAGUGGUGCGUCAGUACCAGCAGCACUACAGCCAUGCCCCGCCCAUAUCAGGAGAUGUAGAGUGCCUCUACUGGAUUCGGUUUUUGACCUACCACAUGGCCAAAGCCAACCUCUCCCAGGAGCUUUUUUCCCUCAUGUUGUCUUUGGAUUGGGUCGCCCUAAAGGCCAAGAUACUAGGUCCGGCUCAUUUGAUUAAUGACUUUGUGGACUAUGGACCCAUUCUAGACAAAGAGAAGAGCGAAGUGCUCAGUCAUUUCCAGGAGUUUUUGACGCUGAGUGGCCACCAGCUCGAGCAGCGUCCUUUCCCUGACGUAGUCCAGCUUGCUCUGUCGCAGCCGCAGACCUCGGAAGUCCACAAACAGGCUCUACAGCAGGCGCAGAACCGGGCCCGAAGCGGGAAACUCUACUUUGAUCUGCUAAGUAAAAGCGGUGCGGAGAGCCUGUGCCGUCUGGUGAUCCAACCUCAGCAGAGUUCCGUCUACGCUGCCUGCUUCUCCCACGAUGGGACCAAGAUUGCCUCCUGCGGAGCCAGCAAAACGGUCAAGGUGUUUAGAAGCACCUCCGGCGAGAAGCUCACGGAAAUCCAGGCCCACGAUGACGAGGUUCUCUGUUGCGCCUUCUCUCCGGAUGACCGCCUCCUAGCGACCUGCUCCAGCGACAGAAAAGUGAAGGUGUGGAACGUGGAGCGCGGCAUGCUAUUGAGGGCCUUUACCGAGGAGCACGAAGAGCAGGUCAACCACUGUCAGUUUACUAACACGACAAAACGCCUCCUGCUGGCCACCUGCUCCAAUGAUAAGUUUUUGAACGUCAAGCUUUGGAACCUCAACAAGCCUUCUUCACAGAACACCAUGUUCGGCCACCUUCAGCCCGUCAACCACUGCUGUUUCUCCCCCGACGAUGCCUACCUAUCCACCUCCUCCAACGACGGUACCGUCAAGCUUUUUCAGGCGUCCACCGCCAACGAGUGGAAGACCAUCAACGUGUGGCAAUGGUGCUCGAACGCCAGCGAGGAAGUCCCAGUCAAAUGCAGCACAUGGACAGCUGACGGCAAGUGUGUCGUGUGCGCCGUCCGCAGCGCCGUCCUGGUGAUGGACGUGGAGACGUCGCAGAUGCUGUUGGAGAUCAGACCGGGUCGUUUGAGCAUGGUGCAAUACUGCCACGCCUGUCCCACCAGCAACCUGCUGGCCAUCGCCUUCUCUAACUACGCGGUGGAGCUGUGGGACUUGGAGGCCAAUAAGAAAAUGGCGGACUGCAGCGGUCACCUGAGUUGGGUCCAACGAGUCCAGUUCUCCCCCGACGGCUCCCAGCUGCUCUCCUGCUCAGACGACCACACUAUCAGGUUGUGGGAGACGAACAAGGUGCACACCACCUCAGCGGUGCGUCUGAAGAGAGACGCUGAUGUUUACUUCAGCGACGCCGAAGCAGAAGGGUCGGAAGAAAUAGUGGUUUCGGCUGCAGACAACUGCAACAGGCUGCAGGUGCGUGAUGGCAGAGCGGGCGUGGUGCUGUUUCAGUCGGCGGAGAUGACGUCGCGGAUACGAUGUACCUGCGUGUGUCGGCAGCCUUUCGCUGUGGCUUUCGGUCAAGAGGACGGCACCGUGCAGGUGCUGGCCAUACCCUCUGGCAAGUUGCUUGCCACCCUGCAGGGACACACCAGGACGGUGCUGCACUGCCGGUUCGUCCACGGCGGCCAAACGCUGAUCACAUCAUCUGAGGACACCACCAUCAGGGUGUGGAAAUGGCAGACAUGUGAGUGUAAAGUGCUGCAGGGCCACAAGGAGCAAGUCAGAGGCUUUUCUUUGCUCUCAGACUCGCCUGCUGAGACAAGAUUGCUGUCCUGGUCCUUUGACGGGACGGUCAAGGUGUGGGAUCUUGGAAGCGCAGAAAAGCUGCAGGACGUGGAGGCUCACAGAGGAGCCGUCCUGUCCUGUCACGUCUCCCCUGAUGGACGUCACUUUGCCACCACCUCUGCUGACAAGACGGCUAAGGUGUGGCACAGUGAGUCUUGGCAGUGUGUCCACUCGCUUCGCGGGCACCAAGACUGCGUCAGGAGCUGUCGAUUUUCCUGGGACGGGCAACGACUCGCGACUGGGGACGACGGUGGUGAGAUACGGCUGUGGAGCGUGGAGGAAGGCUCCUUGUUGAAAGUGUGCACACAAGACGGAAAGGACGGAAUGGAUUCUCUGCACGGAGGCUGGGUGACCGACCUGCACUUUUCCCCAAACAACUCUCUCCUGGUGUCCACAGGCGGCUACGUCAAGUGGUGGGACGUGGACCGAGGCGAAGCCCUGCAGACCUUCUACCCGACGGGAAGCGCUUUGAAGAAGAUGCACGUGUCAGCUGACUUCUCCACGUUCGUCACCAUCGACAACAUCGGGAUCCUUUACGUCCUUCAAAGGGUGGCUUAAGUUAGCCCCACAGCCAGGACUUCAACACCAGCAUGAUAAAACACAAGUUUACAUCUAACAGGUCUUCUGGAUCAUUCAGAGCCGUUGAUCCAUUUUCUACCGUUUGUCCCUUGAGACGUGCACAAUUUUCAACACGGCUGUUUGUAAAUCAGCAUUUGUGAUUUUCCUCUGAGCCACUGGAAGUGCAUUAUUUGUGUAAUGUCACUUAUUGUGAUAUUUCUCCAGAGUACAGGCCUUAUUGUGGAUUACUGUAUUAUUAUGAAAUGUAACUAUAUGUGUAAGGCCUCAAUCAAAGCCUGUGAGAAAUAUUUACUAUUCUUAACUGUUUGUUAAAAUGUUUUCAAUGAUGAAAUGAAACCUUAAGUAUUUUUAUCUUACUAAUGUUUCUGCAAUUGAAAGCAGGACGACAAUCUAUCACAUUAGGGUAUUAUUGGUAUGACAGGGGAAAUAGUGCCUCUCGGUGACUUAUCAAGUACAGCCAGUAAGCAUGCACUAAAGGUAACAUUUUGUACAUUGUUUCGUAAUAUGUGCUCUUCUUUUGAAUGGUGCUUUAAUGUCCAAUCAUAUUUUCCUUCAUCUUGCUCAGGAUCUAUUAAUACUGUUAUGGUACUGUGUGAGUGUAAUGAACUUAAUGAGCCAUUAAAAUAUGUAUUUGUGUCAUUUUAAGCUAAGCUCUUAAAGCUAGCAUUUGGAGAACUUGAAGUAAAA
This is a messenger RNA of Nerophis lumbriciformis (worm pipefish), 4691 nucleotides long. RefSeq names its product apoptotic peptidase activating factor 1 (gene apaf1). Gene Ontology annotation, molecular function: ADP binding; protein binding. NCBI's taxonomy places the organism in Eukaryota, Metazoa, Chordata, Actinopteri, Syngnathiformes, Syngnathidae. Gene Ontology annotation, cellular component: apoptosome. The record is from RefSeq and is a predicted model, not a curated record. Gene Ontology annotation, biological process: regulation of apoptotic process; apoptotic signaling pathway.